AUGGUACAGGCUAAGCCGGUGGAUGAGGGUCAGAUUGACUACCUCUUAGCCUACUAUGGACCUAAUAGUUUGAAAAUACCUCUUACUCCUAUUUGCACAAAAAUAUUUACAGAGAUCUUAACACCCUUCUACCUUUUCCAAGCAUUCAGUGUUGCCCUAUGGAUGUCUUCAGAGUACUACGUUUUCGCAUCAAUCAUACUCCUUUUUUCGAUGUCUUCAAUUUCUCUGACCGUUUUUUCCUGCCGGCGAAAUGAACGCGCAUUGCUGAAGAAGGUGGCUAUGGCCGAGGAAGCACUGGCUCUUCGAUCAAAUUCUACAACGCCUUCUUAUGUGCCUUCUGCAAGUCUGGUGCCUGGCGACAUCAUCUGCAUACCCAAGACCGGAUGUGAAAUGAACGCGGAUGUGCUGCUCCUCAGUGGUGACUGCAUUGUCAACGAGAGCGCCCUUACAGCUGACUUGUACCGACAGGGCUUUGAUGUCGCGGGGAAGAGAUUACCAGGAUACUAA
Molecule: messenger RNA, 507 nt
Organism: Dibothriocephalus latus
Lineage: Eukaryota; Metazoa; Platyhelminthes; Cestoda; Diphyllobothriidea; Diphyllobothriidae
Source: the annotation of a GenBank genome assembly